CGUACGUUCCGGUAGUUUUACUCGUGCGCGGUUAAUAAUUUAGUGUUGCUCGUUUUCUUUGUACCUCGUGUACGGUCAACAUCGUGUUAAAAGCCGAUAUCAGAUAAUAUUACUGUAAGGUGAUAGAGCGUGUGAGAUAAUUAUAAUAAAUCAUUAGUGAGAUUUGAAAGAACGUUGGUGAAAGAGUGGUGUUGUUCCAGCGAUCUCUUCUAUCCAAUAAUUUUUUUCAUACAUCAAAUUUUUCCGUCUAUUACGAAAGUACAUGAUACCCAGAUUGUUAAGUCACCGAAUUCUGUUCUAAGAAGGAUGUUUGAUCGCGACACAGCGAUACAUCUCAUUGCUGGAGGUGUUGCUGGUACAACAGGAGCCAUAGUGACCUGUCCUCUCGAAGUGGUUAAGACGCGUUUACAAUCCUCUUCGUCUCGUUUUCAACCGCCACCAGUGAAUAAAGAAUUUACGUCCGGUCAUGUCACGUGUAAGAGUUUUCCAACGCCGGAACAAAGAAGGAGAUUGUGUACAGGAGGCUAUCCAAGGUGCUCCUUCCUAGCUCUUUCACAUUGUGGCGUAUCGACGCCAUCAGGUGGUGGUCCACACGCUUAUCCAACACCCGGUAUUUACCAGUGCAUAAGAUACAUCAUUAAGAACGAAGGUAUACGUGCCCUUUUCCAGGGUCUUGGUCCAAAUCUUGUUGGUGUAGCACCUUCCAGGGCGAUCUACUUCUGUGCAUAUUCGAAAAGCAAAGUUGCUUUUAACAAAAUACUACCUCCCGACACUCCGAUAGUGCACGUAUCUUCGGCAUUUUGCGCUGGUUUCGUGGCGUGCACGUUGACAAAUCCUAUUUGGUUUAUCAAAACCAGACUUCAGCUGGAUCAUCGAACAAACAAAAUCACUGCGAUGGAAUGUAUGCGGAGGAUAUAUCGACAGUCGGGUAUCCGAGGAUUUUAUAAGGGUAUUAUGGCGUCCUACGUAGGUAUAAGUGAGACUGUGAUACACUUUGUGAUUUACGAAGCUGUAAAGGCAUGGCUUAUGGCGACAAGGACGGGAGUUUCUUCAAGGGAGGACGAGAGAAAAACGUUCCGUGAUUUUGUAGAAUUUAUGGCAGCUGGUUCAUUUUCUAAAACGAUCGCAUCAACGAUCGCUUAUCCUCACGAAGUGGCAAGAACGCGUUUGCGUGAGGAAGGUACAAAAUAUCGAACGUUCUUACAAACGUUGAACAUCGUAUAUAUCGAGGAAGGAACAAAAGGUUUAUAUCGUGGACUUGGAACUCAUUUAAUAAGGCAGAUCCCAAAUACCGCUAUAAUAAUGGCAACUUAUGAAGCUGUAGUCUAUAUCCUCACGCAACACUUCCAUUCGACCGCUGUAAAUGCAACGAACGCGACGACACAGUUUUAUGCAGAGGCUAAGGCAAAGAGAGAGCUUGCCUAGGAUUUGCUAACGGCCCCUGAAUAAAGGGCCUUCAUUCUAAAUGCUAAUGCUAAUGCUAAUGCUCGUGCUUUAGAAUGACGUUUCAUCAAGUCUUCGUCAUCCUUACCUUUAUCAUCGAGGAGAGAUUAAGAGACAUCAUGUGUUAAAUGAUGGCGACGUCUUUUGGAGCGUAAUCGGAUAAUUUUUACAUUGAAGGUAUUACCGAAAGAAGACACCACGACAUAGAAAGCCUCAGUGCCCUAGAAAGUCUAGCAAAAAAAAGUAGUCCUUCAUCCUUUCAGGUAGACCAUACGCAUACGCAUGGAACCCUGUGUUGUGUUGUGUACCUUCCGCCAAACUGGAAUUACCAACUGGGCCAGAUUUAAUGCUGGAACACGAUGUGCUGACAUACAUUGCUUUUUUUUCUGUCUCUCUCUCUCUCUCUCUCUCUCUCUCUCUCUUUCUCUUUCUCUUUCUCUCUCUCUCUCUUUCUCUCAAUACAUACACACACAUACACAUACAUGCACUAUCGAUGAAAGUACAUUUUUUAUCUUUGACCGAGAGAUUGAAGAUACGAUAAUAUUAUAUUAUAUAUUAUGACUCUUUAGAGAAACUAUAUUUUUGAAUACUUUAGAAUUUUCUAUUUCUUUUUGCAGCGCUGCUCCACUGUCACAUAUAUUUCAAAGUAAUCGGCAAACUAUAAGCGAAAAUUUAUAAAUCGUUAAAUUUUCUUAAUGGGCCCAUUUUUACGGUUCUUUACGAUUACGUUGUUAUUAUAUUUGUUUGUAUAUGAUGUUUUAUUGAAAUGCUUUUUGCAAAAUGAA
Messenger RNA from Vespula pensylvanica (western yellowjacket), 2228 nucleotides. It is a transcript of the gene Rim2, whose product is annotated as solute carrier family 25 member 36. Gene Ontology annotation, cellular component: mitochondrial membrane; mitochondrion. The coding region runs from base 307 to 1425 and encodes 372 amino acids. Lineage: Eukaryota; Metazoa; Arthropoda; Insecta; Hymenoptera; Vespidae. The transcript has 6 exons. Gene Ontology annotation, molecular function: pyrimidine nucleotide transmembrane transporter activity. The record is from RefSeq and is a predicted model, not a curated record. Gene Ontology annotation, biological process: pyrimidine nucleotide import into mitochondrion; mitochondrial transport.